Molecule: messenger RNA, 5956 nt
Organism: Hemibagrus wyckioides
Lineage: Eukaryota; Metazoa; Chordata; Actinopteri; Siluriformes; Bagridae
Product: thyrotropin-releasing hormone-degrading ectoenzyme-like
Exons: 20
Coding region: 555-3521 (988 amino acids)
Biological process (GO): peptide catabolic process; proteolysis
Cellular component (GO): cytoplasm
Molecular function (GO): peptide binding; metalloaminopeptidase activity; zinc ion binding
Source: RefSeq, a predicted model, not a curated record
ACACACUGAAUGUGUAAACAAGUGUGUUUGCGGCUAUGAGAUCAGUAGAGAAAAUAAAGAGAGAGCGAAAGAGACAUUGGGGAAGGGAGGAGUAAAGAAAAAGAGUCAAAGUGAUAGAGACAGAGACAGAAGGGGUGAGAGAGAGAGAGAGAGAGAGAGAGAGAGACAGAGGGAAGCGAGUGCAUUUAAUGUUUGCGCGCGACAGUGUCGAACUAGAGAAAGUCAGAGGGAUUGAGACAGACGGAAGAGCUCUCUCUCUCUCUCUCUCUCUCUCGCAGAUGAAGCUGAUCAUCUAAAGGCAGCAGGGUACAUGUGCAGCGGGCUCGCGGGAUGCAGCAUCGCAAAAACCGACGCUAAUCCGCGCGCGCUGAUGCGGGAUCCAGUGGUGAGCGGGGGCGCGCGCUGAUCACGGAACAGAAUGCACAGAGUCUCCCCCCCACGUGCUGCAGGCGGAUGUGAGCGUUAAAGAGCGAGCUGCGGGGCCGAGGACACAGGAGCAGCGCGAACUGGAAGCGAUGCUGCGUUAAGUUAAGGCGCUGUGACUUAAAGUGCCAAUGGGGAUUGAGGACCUGAGCAUGAGGAAUGGCCGGGCGCUGUCCGACCAGUGGGCGGACGGUGUGGUGGUACGACCCCGGACCACUGAACAGCACAUCACUGUGCACAAGAGACUUGUGCUUGCUUUCGCUAUCUCCAUCCUCACACUCAUCAUUGUGACAGCCAUUGCCGUGAUGCUGGGUGUUCGCUUUGAGAAAUGCAGCGGUGGCAGUGAGAGAGUAGUUCUACCUGCUACUGGGUCUAAUCAGUCACGAGACGGAAAUUCUGAGCAUAAAGGGGAAGACACGCAGCCGUGGCGGCAUUCACGCCUACCGGCUACGCUACGCCCACGCCACUAUGACCUCCAGCUCUCUGUGUACAUGGACAAUUAUACCUUCUCUGGCAAGGUGAGCAUCGAGUUUGAAUGUGUGAACGCUACCAAGUUCAUCGUGCUGCAUGCGGACAGGCUGGAUGUGGAUAAGGUGGCUGUCUACUCAGACAGUAAAAAAUCAGGUGCAAUGAGGAUCCACCGUCACUUCCACUACGCUCCCAACCAGGUCUAUGUCAUCACUUUGCACCGAGAAAUGAAGCCACUCAGAACAUACAAGAUCAACAUCACAUUUGAAGCUCAAAUCGAAAACGAACUGUUGGGCUUCUUUCGCAGCUCGUACAUGCUGCAUGGAGAGAAAAGGUAUCUUGCUGUGACCCAGUUCUCACCGACUCAUGCGAGGAAGGCUUUCCCGUGUUUCGAUGAGCCAAUCUACAAAGCCACCUUUAUUGUGAGACUUAGGCAUGAUGCCUCUUACCAGUCCCUCUCUAACAUGCCCAUUGAGGCAUCCAGCCUUGAUGAGGAUGGUUGGAUCACCAAUCACUUUUACAGGACGCCUCGCAUGUCCACUUACUAUCUGGCCUGGGCAGUUUGCAACUUCACCUACCGAGAGGCGAUCACAGAUAGUGGAGUUGUGAUCCGGCUGUACGCUCGACCUGAUGCCAUUCAGAGCGGAUCAGGAGACUACGCCCUGCAGAUCACCAAAAGGCUUCUCAACUUCUACCAGAAUUAUUUCAAAGUUAAAUACUCCCUGCCCAAACUAGAUCUUCUUGCUGUGCCAAAACAUCCAUAUGCGGCGAUGGAGAACUGGGGUCUUAGUGUAUUUGUUGAGCAGAAGAUUUUACUGGAUCCAGAAGUCUCAUCGUUCUCCUACCAGAUGGAGCUCACCAUGGUGGUAGUGCAUGAGAUCUGCCACCAGUGGUUUGGAGAUCUGGUCACUCCGGUGUGGUGGGAAGACGUGUGGCUCAAAGAAGGAUUCGCUCAUUUCUUCGAGUAUGUUGGGACUGACUUCCUCUUCCCAAAGUGGAAUAUGGAGAAACAGAGAUUCCUGACUGAUGUUCUUCAUGAGGUGAUGCUACUGGAUGGUUUGGCAAGUUCUCAUCCCAUCUCUCAGGAGGUUUUCGAAGCUGCUGAUAUUGAUCGAGUUUUCGACUGGAUUGCUUACAAAAAGGGAGCUGCACUGAUCCGCAUGUUGGCGAAUGUCAUGGGACAAGCUGUAUUCCAGAAAGGCAUCAAUGACUACUUAAUGACGCACAUGUACGGAAAUGCAGCAAGGGAUGACUUGUGGAACAAGUUUUCAGAGGCCAUGCAGAGUGAAGGGAAAGACAUCAACAUAAAGGAAGUGAUGGAUGGGUGGACUCUCCAAAUGGGCUAUCCCGUGGUCACCAUCAGCAAAAACGAGAGCCUGGACGACAUGGUUACCAUCAACCAGGAACACUUCAUCUAUGACAUGGAAGCCAAGAUCCGCAACCCAGAUUUUUUCAACAAUAGUUUCCAGUGGCAGAUCCCAUUGACCCUAGCAGUGGGAAACACCAGUCACAUAUCAGCCGAGACGGUCAUAUGGGUCUCUAAAAAGACAGAGACACACCGGGUGGGCCACAUAGAUGAGAAGACGUGGUUGCUGGGAAACAUCAAUCAAACAGGCUAUUUCAGGGUGAACUAUGACCUUCACAACUGGAGGCUCCUUAUCCAGCAGCUGAUGAUCAACCCUACAAUCAUCUCUGUAGGCAAUCGUGCAGGCCUGAUUGACGAUGUCUUCAACCUGGCCAGGGCCGGCUAUCUCCCACAGAGCAUCCCUCUGCAGAUCAUCUGUUACCUGUCUGAGGAGGAUGAGUUUCUGCCCUGGCAUGCUGCCAGCCGUGCGCUGUACCAGCUCGACAAGCUGCUUGACCGCACCAAGGACUACAGCAUCUUUAGUAGCUAUGUGUUGAGGCAGGUUGAGCUGAAGUAUCAUAAGCUGGGCUGGCCAAGUGUGAAUGCAGACGGCUCCUUCCUGCAGGCCACCUAUCAGACUGAAGAGCUGCAAAGGGCGGUGAUUAUGUUGGCCUGCAGUUUUGGGAAUAAACACUGCCACCGGCAGGCUGUGUCCCUUGUGUCCGAGUGGAUAUCGAGUAACAAGAACAGGAUUCCCCCAAAUGUAAGGGACAUUGUCUACUGCACGGGCGUCUCUCUAAUGGAUGAAGAUGUAUGGGAGUUUAUUUGGAUGAAGUUCCACUCCUCUAUGGCCAUCUCAGAGAAGAAGGUCCUGCUGGAGGCCCUAACCUGUAGUGACAGCACUUACCUACUAAACAGACUGCUCAACUUGUCUUUAAGCUCAGAUCUGGUGCCAGAUCAAGAUGUGAUCGACAUCAUCAUCCACGUUGGCCGCAACCCGCAUGGACGGCGUUUGGCAUGGAGGUAUUUCAGAGAAAAGUGGGACAUAUUAAACUCCAGGUAUGGUGAGGCUUUAUUUAUGAACUCUAAAUUAAUCAGUGGUGUGACAGAGUUUCUCAACACGGAGAGCGAACUCAAUGAGCUGAAGGAUUUCAUCCAGAUGAGCAGUGGAGGAGCAGUGUCUGCAUUCACUCGAGCAUUGGAGAUUGUCAAGGCCAAUGUGAAAUGGCACAAUCUUUACAAGGAGCAGUUCUUCCAGUGGCUGAGGAAAUCACCCAAUGACUAAUAAUUCACUAUGUUCAUUAUCUUUUAGCAUGGAGUCUCUAUCAAACAUUUAUAGACCAUUAGCCAUGGGAGAAGAAAAAAAGAACAAUAAAAUAUCAUUUUUGGACCCUGAUAAUCUUUUGUUUUUCCUGAUAGAGAAAAGGCCAGGCAAAGUGAAAGUGAAAAUGAACAUGGAAUAAGUCACAUAUGUGUUGCUGCAAACAGAAUCAAUGUUAAAUGUUGCCUGGUGGUGUACAUCUCAAGUGACAUUCCUUUUUUUUUCUGAAUAUCCUUCAAAUCUUCAUACUUGUUUCAUGCAUGAAUACAAUUUCGUCCCUUCUAUGAUCCAAUUUUCAAAGUUCAGACCUGAGUCCUGGGAUGCUCAGGUCAGCUGUCAGCAUUUUGUGGACUGCAAAUUGAUUCUAAUCCGAAUGUAGAUAAGCACAAAAUCAGCCAGCCUGACAAUCAGUGAUUCAACUAAAAUGGUCCAAAGAAAGGAAUAAAAGUUGGUGUUUGUUCCCUUUCUUCAAGCCAUAGGAAGAAGGACAGAGAAGAUCCGGGCAGCAGUCCUUAUUGGUGUAUCGAAUGAUUGUGUGUGUUUCGGAUGUAUUGUAUGUUAGUACUUGUUUUCUUCACACAAGGCCUCACCUUGUAUAUCUAGUGUAAAUGCUAAGUGGAAAGUAAUCACUGUGUCGAUAUUUUCAUAUUCAGUAGUUUCUUACCCAGGAAACACUGAGAAGAAGAGCUGUAAAGGUGUAUUGGAAAUCAGACUUUUACAAGUUGUAGUAUUAGUAGGAAUAUGCUAUAAAUUUCAAUGUCAGCCCAAAUCCCUGAUUUCUGCUCAAUUGAAAAUCACAUGCUAACAUGAUGCAUAUGUUUCCAAUGAGCUAGAUUUACUAUUAAAAUAUCAGUUGUGUAAGCAGAGGAUACAGACUCAAAUAUAAUUUGGAUAUAUACAGUACCGUGUUGCCAGUUAAAUCAGUAAAAAUGUACCAUAUAGGUGCACAAUUUGAAAGUGUAUCAUUAUUGACUGGAGGUCAUUUGAGCUAUACACAGUUUGUCAUCCUUCUUCUACCCUGUUUAUCGAUGUACCACCAAAUAAGAAACAUAUUUUAUCAGAUAUAAUUUGGAUGGUGAAUUCUCAGCACGGUAGUGGUACUGGAAUGGUAAUGUGUGGUGAUGGUAGUGCAUUAGACACAAAGGCCUAAAUGUUACUGGUGGGUUGAGAACAGUCCACCACCCAAAAACCACCAUCCAACCCAUCACUAAAUAAAGGAAUUACAUUUAUUCUCAUUUUCAAGCAAUGUCUUCUCAGAGCUUUGAGUUUAUAGACGUGUUUAGGAAAUUGUCUGCAUGAUGAAUUCCUUGUCAGGAAGUAUGGCUUCACACAAGGGAAUAUACUCAAGCUCAAACAACUGGAAUGAAGCUGAACAGAAAGGAUUCUAUUCUAGUACUGACUGGUUUUGGUAAAAAACAAAACAAAAUAAAAAACAAAUUUUGUCAAACAAAAAGUUUGUUUGACAAACAAAGACAAAGACAAAAAAAAAAACAAAGUUUCCAUUGUUUAUAAUGCAAAUAAAAAAAACAGAGUGAUGUUACUGACUGAAAACAGUAAGCAGCUGUUGUGGACUGAUCUGUAUCAGUUGUAAAGAUAUAAGUGUUAGGACCUACUUGUGUACAAAUCUAACUAAACAUUAUGGUGAGAUAUGUGAACAGUUAGAAACAGUAAGAAAAUUAAGGUUUAUGGUAAAUAAGGUACUAUAUUAAUGAAGUGAUCCCACCUUUGCCAUGUGUGUGUGCAUGUUCUCCCCAUGCCUCAGAGGUUUCCUCUGGGUUCUCUGGUUUUCUCCUCACAUCCAAAGACAUGCGUUGUAGGCUGAUUGCCAUCUCUAAAUUGUGAGUUUGUGUGCAAUUGCGCCCACGAUGUACCCUGGUUGUACCCUGCCUUGUGCCUCCUGGAACAGGCUCCAGCUUCCCCGCAACCCAGUAGGAUAAACGGUGUAGAGAACGGAUGGAUGGAUGGAUUAACUGAGUGAUAUUAAAUAGAUAUUUUAUUUUUAUCCGCUGUUGUUUUCCAGACAGCUAAACUCUAAUGCUAAGCUCUGCCUACACUAUGUGCUGCACUUGACAUUGCCAUCCAUUUCAGAUUCAUGCCAGCGUAAAGUUUUUUGUUUUUUUUUUCAACACGAGGAAGAAUAUGCUAAACUCCCAGCACACAUCUCAAUCAGUUUUCCCCAACGUCUGCUUGAGUUCGAAACUCUAUAAAAAACAAAAACCCAGCAAAAACAAAUAAAAAAUAAACAAUGAUAUCUCUGAUAUUUCUGAUAUCUCAGAGUUCUGCAUGCUCAGCCUGCAGCUUUCACUUGGAGUGGCCUUGAGAAGUGUACUUCAGUAAUACAUGUGGAGUUUGUAAACAUUGUAGUGCAUAAAGUUUCCUAAUAAACAGGCAAUUUCUGA